Molecule: messenger RNA, 2693 nt
Organism: Pseudonaja textilis
Lineage: Eukaryota; Metazoa; Chordata; Lepidosauria; Squamata; Elapidae
Gene: WSB2
Product: WD repeat and SOCS box containing 2
Biological process (GO): protein polyubiquitination; intracellular signal transduction
Molecular function (GO): protein binding
Source: RefSeq, a predicted model, not a curated record
AGGAAACGGCCCCCCGGAUGGAAGCGGCCGCCCCGGGCGAGGGUUGCCGGCCGCGGCUGCUGCUGCCGCCAGUGGGAGAGGCGGUGGCGGAGGGAGAGCCCCUCCUCGUGGCUGAGCUCAAGCCGAGACGCCCCCAACAGCACGACUGGAAAUCCAGCUGCGAGACCUGGAGUGUGGCCUUCUCCGCCGACGGGACCUGGUUUGCCUGGUCACAGGGUCACUGCGUCGUCAGGCUGCUCCCAUGGCCUUUACAGAGGACCGAGCACAACAGCAAAGCUUUGGAACCCACGAACCAGUCUGCAAAAACCAAGGCCAAAGGUUAUGGUAGGACCAAGGAGAAGACCUUGGAAUGUGGACAGAUUGUCUGGGGUCUGGCUUUUAGUUCGUGGCUGCCGUCCCAGUCACAUAAGUAUCGCCACCGGAAGGAAGCGUUUCCUUGCUUGAUCCUGGCCACAGGAUUACAUGAUGGGCAGAUUAAAGUCUGGGAAGUAGAAACAGGGAACAUGCUUUUUCACCUUGCGGGGCACCAAGACGUGGUGAGGGAUUUGAGCUUUGCACCCGGCAACCCUUGUUCCAUUCUCGUCUCUGCAUCCCGGGACAAAACGCUUCGAGUCUGGGACCUCAGUCAAAAUGGGAAGCAAUUGAAAGUGCUUUCUGGACAUUUGCAGUGGGUUUAUGGUUGCUCCAUUUCUCCUGACGGUCAGAUGCUCUGCUCCGUGGCUGGAGAGAAAGCGGCUCUGCUCUGGAGUAUGAAAUCCUAUUGCCUGCUGCGGAAACUGGAGGGACACCAGGGUUGCAUCGCGUCCUGUGACUUUUCUCCAGACUCUGCUCUUCUUGCCACGGCUUCCUACGACACCUGCGUGAUCCUCUGGGAUCCCUGUACAGGGGAAAAGCUAAGAUCCCUUUGGCAUGUUCCUUUGCAACCUGCAGUGGACCAAGGUGGGAACUUCCACACCAGCUCCCUGAGGUCUGUGUGCUUCUCACCUGAAGGCCUCUACCUUGCCACAGUGGCAGAUGACAGGCUCCUUCGGAUCUGGGCGUUAGAGCUUGAGAGUCCUGUUGCUUUUGCUCCGGUGAAGAACGGUCUCUGCUGCACUUAUUUUCCACAUGGUGGGAUCAUCGCAACGGGGACCAGGGAUGGCCACGCCCAGUUCUGGACCGCCCCUCAAGCUCUGUCUUCUCUGAAGCACUUAUGUCGGAAAGUUCUCCGCGGCUGCUUUACUAGCUACCAAGUCCAGGCGCUGAGCCUUCCCAAAAAGAUGAAGGAAUUCCUCACCUACAGGACUCUAUGACGUUGGCCGGAAGGAGGUGCUGUUGCUGUGAUCCAACCAUUGCUCGCGCUGGCCUUGUGUUUGCACAAGACAAAACUCUCUGGGGUGUCAAGCAAGGAGGCAACGUCAUUUCCUAGCUGAGAAAAUGACGAAGGAUGCUGUGGGCAAAUUCCCUUUUUUUCCCCUGAAGUGGAAGAAAUCUUAAAAGAGUUGUUGGCAUACUAAAGUUUGCCAGAUACCCUCCCGGGCUCAGAGUUACUGGCAAUGGUGAGAUUCAAAUAAUUUAACAACCGGUUCUCUGCUCUAAUGAUUUCUUCCAACAACCAGUUCACCAAACUGCUCAGCAAGUUAACAACCAGUUCUCCCAAACCGGUGCGAACCGGCUGAAUCCCACCACUGGUUACUGCGAUGCGGGUUUUGACAGCCACAGCUGCCUCUUGGGACAUUUAAAAAAAACAAACCACCACCACCUCAGGACACAGAAGGAAACAAUGAUAGAGUGUCAUUAUUUAGCCAGCCAACGGCAACUUUUGGGGGGUGCUUUUGAUUCCUGUUUGUCCACUGUCUAGGAAAAAAAAUCAGCUUUGGAUCUUCUCUAUGAAUGCAAACAUAGAAAUCUUUCCUGCAUCAACAGGCCACUGGAUGAAAACUUUUCAACUUAUGCUAUUUACGGGGAGAUGGAAAUCAAAGCUCUGGUGUUUUAUUUUGUUGGCUUGAACGGAGAAACACUUUUGUCAAUAAAAUAAGCAAGAGGUUUAUGUCAAGAUUAACGAUCUCAAAACAGAUUGGGGUCGUCCCCACCGAAGAUCAGAGAGCAAAAUGGCCAACGAUGGACAAACGAGAGACCAAACAGAAGUGUGGUGAUAUCUUGGAGGAUCUAGGAAUUCCCCAAAUGUGGGAAACACGCAAAUUUUUGCACCAUGAAACCGUUGAAUAAGUGACCGGCUUGUUAAAUUGGGGACAGGAUACAAAGAACUUUUAGAUGGAAAUCGAGAGAAUUUGUUCUGCCCAUCUGAUGUAAAUUAUCCUGAAGGGAUCCUGAUGGAGAUCUGAAUUAUCUGUCAGAUGGUGGGAGAAAGGAUCACGUCUUGCUUAUUGCAAGGAAAUUCUUAACUCUAAAUGUAGGAAUUUCCUUCUAAUAAAAGCUGUCAGGCAAUGGACUAGCCAAAAUAAAAGCUGUUCCCAGUCACUUGAUCUCUUUAAACAGAAUUCAGCAGCAGUUGGACUAAGCAACCUCUAAAGUCCCAUCCAACUACACAAUCGUAUGAUACUUUCAUAACAAUGAAUUUAUUUUAAACAAGAUUGGUAGCGGGGGUCAGAGUCAAGAAUGGUAUUCAGCUGGUUCUGACCGGUUCUUGCGAACCGUAGGGAAAAUUUGGACUGGCCCUACCCACCCAUUGCCGCCCCCCCCGCCCCCCCCUU